AGUACCUGCACCCUUAGCAGUUCGGAGUUGCCUUCUGUUUUCCGUUAGCGCUUCGCUGCAGGGACAAAUGCAUACAAAUGCAUUUAGGAGCCCACAGGACAAGGCGUGGAAAGGUCUCCCACACGGCAAAAACGAAACUGCUUCUUCAUUUUAUUGUGCUAUGUGUGGCAGGAGGUGCUGUUCGUGCACAAGAACAAGGCAUAGAUAUUCUUCAUCAGCUAGGCCUUGGAGGCAAAGAUGUAAGACAUUCAUCAUCAGUGACUGCUGUACCGUCAUCACCUACACCAUUACCUCAGGGGUUCCAUUUAACAGAAUCAGGUGUCAUUUUAACAAAUGAUGCUUACAUUGAGUCACCUCUCUUGAAAAUUUUACCAGUCAACUUAGAACAGCCAUUUACAAUAUUAAUUGGGUUGCAGUCACAUAGAGUAAACAAUGCAUUUCUCUUCAGCAUUAGAAAUAAAAAUAGACUGCAAUUAGGAGUGCAAUUAUUACCUAAAAAAUUAGUAGUAUACCUUGGAGGAAAGCAGUCUGUAUUUUUCAACUACAGUUUUCACAAUGAGCGAUGGCACUCAUUUGCUAUUACUAUUAGAAACCAAGUUGUCUCAAUGUUUGUUGAGUGUGGAAAGAAAUAUUUUAGCAGAGAGACUCUUUUGGAAGUUCAGACUUUUGAUUCUAACAGUGUGUUUACCUUAGGAAGUAUGAAUAAUAAUUCUGUACAUUUUGAAGGAAUAGUAUGUCAGUUGGAUAUUAUUCCUUCUGCAGAAGCAUCUGCAGAUUAUUGCAAAUAUGUGAAGCAGCAUUGUCGCCCUGAGAUAAGCCUUCUUCAUACAACCAUCGUACCAGCUGAGAUACUGGAAAACUCUCCUUUGCCCAAACAAUUUGGCGAAAAAUUGCUGUCAGAGGACACAUUUACCAAAGGCAAAAGCAUCCCAAAUAUCGUAAAUAAUGAUUCUGCCACAGUCCGUAAACAACAAGGACACCAGAUAUCAAAAUCUCAGUCAACCUCUCUUCAUUCAAGCAAUGUCUCUGCUGUGGAUCUUGUAAACCAUGGAAUUCAGGCCAAAGAAAUGAUCACUGAGGAACAUACUCAGACAAAUUUAAGCCUGUCAGUGACCCAUCAUCUCAAUAAGGCGAGAACAAAUAGCAAGGAGAAAUUUAGUUCUCUCCCAAAUGUGUCUGACAAUAUCACACAGCAUAAUGAUAGAGUAACUGGUUUGUCACCAUUUAAGAAGAUAUCAUCUGUUCUUCCACAUAUGAAACAAGAAACAAUUACUAAUCUCAAGAAGGCUAUCACAGCAAAUCUACACACUAAUGAACUCAUGGAACUACACCAGAUUUUAAACACAACCUUAUACAGAGUGACAGAUGAGCCGGCUGUGGACAAUCACCUUGACCUGAGGACAGAAGGUGAAUUUGAUCCUGACGCUACCUACCCCAUCGAAAGUACCUAUGAGACUGAACUUUAUGAUUAUUAUUAUUAUUAUGAGGAUCUUAAUACAAUGCUCGAAAUGGAGACUCUAAGAGGGCCAAAAGGGGACACUGGACCUCCCGGUCCACCAGGUCUAGCAGGUAUUCCAGGUCCAUCAGGAAAGAGAGGUCCACGGGGCAUACCAGGGCCACAUGGAAAUCCUGGGUUACCUGGAUUGCCAGGUCCAAAGGGCACCAAAGGAGAUCCAGGAUUUUCCCCUGGUCAAGCUGUUCCUGGAGAAAAGGGCAAUCAAGGCCUUUCUGGAUUAAUGGGGCCCCCUGGUAUGCAAGGUAGUAAGGGACUCAAAGGCUAUCCAGGGCUCCCAGGACUCCAAGGUGAACCAGGAAUUCUAGGAUUCACUGGUAAUAUUGGUUCACGUGGUUACCCUGGCAGGCAGGGUUUAGCUGGACCAGAAGGUAAUCCAGGUCCUAAAGGUGUACGAGGUUUUAUUGGCUCUCCUGGAGAAGUGGGACAACUGGGACCUGAAGGAGAAAGAGGUGUUCCUGGGAUCCGGGGAAAGAGGGGUCUUAAGGGAAGACAGGGUUUUCCGGGUGACUUUGGAGACAGAGGCCCUGCUGGCCCUGAUGGCAGUCCUGGACUUGUAGGUAGCAUUGGUCCUCCGGGAUUUCCUGGGCUUAGAGGCAGUAUUGGCCCUAUUGGACCAUUUGGACCUUCUGGAACUCCUGGCCCGAUGGGUCUUUCCGGGAGUAAGGGCCUACCUGGAAUCAAAGGUGAUAAGGGUGAACAAGGCAUUACAGGAGAGCCAGGAGAACUAGGGUAUCCUGGAGACAAGGGUGCUGUUGGUGUUCCAGGACCACCAGGGAUCAGAGGAAAGCCAGGACCUUCAGGCCAGAUAGGUGACCCGGGACCCCAAGGACCAUGUGGCCCUCCAGGACCAGAGGGUUUUCCAGGAGAUAUUGGGAUUCCUGGACAAAAUGGCCCUGAAGGAUCAAAGGGACUCCUUGGAAAUAGGGGGCCUCCUGGACCACCUGGUCUCAAAGGACUUCAGGGAGAAGAAGGACCAGUUGGACCCUUUGGAGAACUGGGGCCAAAAGGAAAACCUGGUCAAAAGGGUUUUGCAGGUGAACCAGGACCAGAAGGCUUAAAGGGCGAAGUAGGAGAUCAAGGAAACAUUGGAAAGAUUGGUGAAACAGGACCUGCUGGUUUACCUGGAGAAGUUGGGACUACUGGAAGCAUUGGUGAAAAGGGAGAACGUGGAAGUCCAGGUCCACUAGGUCCCCAGGGGGAAAAGGGUGUUAUGGGAUAUCCAGGUUCUCCUGGGGAUCCAGGACCCAUUGGUCCACUGGGAUUACCUGGUCAUGUGGGGGCAAGAGGACCACCUGGGAGUCAAGGUCCUAAAGGACAAAGAGGACCAAGAGGACCAGAUGGUCUCUUAGGGGAACAAGGUAUACAAGGUGCCAAGGGUGAAAAAGGAGAUCAAGGAAAAAGAGGGCCUUAUGGUCUUAUUGGUAAGACUGGAAACCCCGGAGAGAGAGGAGUUCAAGGGAAACCAGGACCACGAGGAUUGCAAGGUGAUGCUGGGCCUCCUGGAGAAAUGGGUGCUGAGGGACCUUCAGGUAUUGAGGGAGACUCUGGUCUGCAAGGUGAACCAGGUGCAAAGGGAAAUGUUGGACCUGCAGGCAAUGUUGGAGUUGCUGGAGAACCAGGGUUACGGGGUGAACCAGGAGCUCCUGGAGAAGAAGGUCUCCAAGGAAAAGAUGGAUUAAAGGGGAACCCUGGAGGAAGGGGUCUUCCCGGAGAGGAUGGAGAAAAAGGAGAGACAGGCUUACCAGGGGCUUCAGGGCCCUUGGGUAGACCAGGUCUAAUGGGCCCUCCGGGAACUGAAGGAAUUGUGGGAAUUCCAGGACAAAGAGGUCGUCCAGGGAAAAAGGGUGAUAAAGGACAAACAGGGCACACAGGAGAAAUUGGAAGCAGAGGUGCUCCUGGACAAAAUGGGGAAAGUGGUCCUAAGGGUGCCAGAGGAACUAGAGGUGCUGUGGGACACUUAGGAUUGAUGGGACCUCAUGGAGAACCAGGAAUUCCAGGAUAUAGGGGCCAUCAGGGUCAACCAGGACUUUCUGGGUUGCCAGGACCUAAAGGAGAAAAGGGUUAUCCAGGAGAAGAUAGCACAGUACUAGGACCACCUGGGCCUCGAGGUGAACCAGGUCCAGUUGGGGAACAAGGAGAGAGAGGAGAGCCUGGAGCAGAGGGCUAUAAGGGUCAUGUGGGUUUACCAGGACCAAGAGGUGCUGCUGGACAACAAGGGCCCCCAGGUGAGCCAGGUGACCAGGGUGAAGGAGGACUAAAAGGAGAGAGAGGAUCUGAAGGCCCUAGGGGGAAAAAAGGAGCUCCUGGUCCUUCUGGGAAACCUGGGAUUCCUGGUCUUCCUGGCCUACCUGGGCCAAAAGGCAUGCAAGGAUACCAGGGAGCUGAUGGCAUUUCAGGAAACUCUGGAAAAGUUGGGCUACCAGGAAAACAGGGACUGCCUGGCACCAGAGGCAGCCCAGGAAGAACGGGACUGGCGGGGUCUCCAGGUCCUCGAGGAGCCAAGGGCUCAUCAGGCCUUCCAGGAAGCCCAGGGGUUCCAGGCCCAAAGGGUGAGCAAGGACUACCUGGUCAACCUGGCAUUCAAGGUAAAAGAGGUCACCGAGGAGCACAAGGUGAUCAAGGACCAUGUGGAGAGCCUGGUCUGAAAGGGCAGCCUGGAGAACAUGGUGUUCAAGGUUUGACAGGUUUCCAAGGAUUCCCAGGCCCCAGAGGUCCUGAGGGAGAUGUUGGCAUUGUUGGAAUAUCAGGUCCUAAAGGUCCUAUUGGGCAGAGAGGAAACACUGGCCCCUUUGGCAAAGAAGGUAUAAUAGGCCCAACAGGUAGAACUGGACCCAGAGGUGAAAAAGGCGUUAGAGGUGAAACUGGUCCCCAAGGGCCAAGAGGUCAACCAGGGCCUCCAGGUCCACCUGGAGCACCAGGCCCAAGGAAACAAAUGGAUAUCAAUGCUGCUAUUCAAGCCUUGAUUGAAUCACAUACUGCCCUACAGAUGGAGAGCUACCAGAAUACCGAAGUGACUUUAAUUGACUACAGUGCAGAGAUAUUCAAAACCCUGAACUACCUUAGCAAUUUACUGCACAGCAUCAAGAAUCCUCUUGGCACACGAGAUAACCCAGCACGAAUCUGUAAAGAUUUGCUUAACUGUGAACACAAAGUAUCAGAUGGUAAGUUCUUGUUGGAGUUUGGAGUUGGAAAAGUCCAGAUGAACUUCCUUCACUUACUGAGCUCAGAAGCCACCCACAUGAUCACCAUUCACUGUCUAAACACGCCAGCGUGGACAAGUGCUCAGUCAAAUGGCUCAGGAUUGCCUAUUGGCUUCAAGGGAUGGAAUGGCCAGAUUUUUGAAGAAAACACUCUACUUGAACCUAAAGUGCUUUCAGAUGACUGCAAGAUUCAAGAUGGCAGGUGGCAUAAGGCAAAAUUCCUUUUUCACACCCAGGACCCUAAUCAGCUUCCAGUAACUGAAGUACAAAAACUUCCUCAUCUCAAAACCCAGAGGAAGUACUACAUGGAAAGCAGUUCCGUAUGCUUUCUCUAAGGUUUCUGAAUUAGUUCAGAAUUCGUGCUGUUGGCCAGGUAAUUGCUGCAGAGGGAAAAAUUCAGACAGAAAGAUACUAUCAUUGUGAAAGGCAUGGAAUAAAGCAUUGGCUAAAUCUUAAAGAAUCUCAGGAAGAAAAGAUUUCCUCCUAAGAAGGAGAAAAGGCAUUUUUUAAAGGACUAUAAUUGAUAAAGUAUUUAAUUCUUUAAAAAAGUAUAUGGAUCUGAGCUUUCUUAGAGAAUUCCCUAGAACUGAAAAUUUAUAAGCAUGGAAUUCUUCAGGGUAUCCUCUAUUUUUUGACUGAGAGCGAAGUACCCAUUAGACAGCUGGAGAUGCAGAGCACUGUGGAGCAAUACUGGCUAAUGCUUCCAAAUGUGCAAUGCUUCUGUCUAAAAAUUACAAGCCACAGUCUAACAUGUCUUAUUUUCCCAAACACUAAGCUGUAUUCAGGUCCCCAAUGGGCAUAUACAUCUUAGCCGGUGGUGCACUACCUCUUACGUGUUGCCUUUUUGUGUUGCUCGGUGCUCUUUCUGAAACAAGGUGCUUGUGGCUUUCAGAGACUAUUUUGUUUCUUUUUUCGUCUUUGUCAUUCUUUAAGAGUGUAUGUACUGGUUACAUCAAGAUGUGUUUUGGUUGUUAGUACUUAUUUUAAUUUGUUUGGCUACAUACUUAAUAGCAAGUAAGACACUAUUUAUGUGAAGUCCUUGUUCUAUUUUAAAAUUCUCUUCGUGGAUAUGGAAUCAAAGCCAGCACACUGUCAUCACCUGUGCUCACGGACAAGAGAAUUGGGAGGUUUCUUUUGUUUUUAUUUUUUAAAUUGCUGUAAAAAAUAUUACAGGCCAGCUACUUCCAGUAGUAGGUUUGGGUUAGAGUUUGGGGUUGUGAUAUACUAUUUUUAAAAAUCCAUGAUCAUCUGGAAUGAUACUAUGUAUAUAUAUAUUUUGUGAAGUUCUAAUUCAGCGAAUCUUUUGAAAUUGCUGCUUUUAAAUUAUAAAAACCAUUAUUUCUGCUUCAUAGGAAUUACAUGUUUUGUAGUAUUCAUUGAUUUUAUUUCACUAUUCUUAAAUUUACUGUGUUGGGACCUAAAAGAAUUCAAUUUGCCAGUCUUUAAAGCAACAUUCAGGAAAAAAAAAAGUCUUUAGCCAUUUAAAAUAGGCUCAGCCCAUUCAGACUUUCCUUGUCAGAGAAGUGCUAGUUCAGUAUUAAAAGAAAAAUAUUAUACCUUUUGGUAUAUAGAAAAGCUUGUACAUCCAUUAUAAACAUAUCUUUAGCCACAGCAAACCACACUUACCUAUCUAUAAUAAAAAUGUGCUUUAAAUCUUUU
This is a messenger RNA of Leptonychotes weddellii (Weddell seal), 6375 nucleotides long. The record is from RefSeq and is a predicted model, not a curated record. NCBI's taxonomy places the organism in Eukaryota, Metazoa, Chordata, Mammalia, Carnivora, Phocidae.